CUGUUCAAAAAGAGUAUGUUUUACAUUUUUUUUUAGUGCAGAAAUUAUUUUUUUAACAUUUUGAUUAAUAGUUUAUGAUGAUAAUGUAUUAUUAAUGUAUCAUAUUAGCCACACCCACAAAUAUUUAAUAUAACCAAAAAGCUUAUAAUGUUCAAUUCAAGUUCUUAUAAACGUAAAUAAAGCAGGUAAGCUCCUAGAUAUAGUAACAAAUGACAUUUCUUGCUAAUUGUGACCAUUCAUUAGCUGAAAAUCAUAUAGCUAUUGUUAAUACUGUGAAGUUAAUAAUAACUUAAUGAGACUGUUCAAAAAGAGUACGUUUUACAUUUAUUUUAGUGCAGAAAUUUGUUUUUUACAUUUUAAUGAAUAAUUUAUGAUAAUCAUGUAUUAUUAAUAUAUAAUAUUAGCCACACCCCCCAACUAUUUAAUAUAACGAAAACGCUAAUAAUGUUCGUUUUAAGUUCUUAUAAACGUAAAUAAACAGUGAAAGCUAAUAAUAACGUUUCUUGCCGAUUAUAAACAUUUAUUAGCGGACAAAAAAGAACUGCUGUUUCUCAUGAGGUUUAAAUGAACGCGGGGCUGUAGAGUGAAAUUCCUUUGGGUGUGAGAGUGAGCAGGGCUGAGCUGAACACGCUUUUGGGCUUUAGAUGUCGAAGCCUAUAUAUUGAACAUCCCCGUCCUUUAGAUAAAUCCAAUUACAUAUUUCACUGAUAAUAAUUAUUGCGUUAAACUCAGGAAAUAUAUAGCAGUGAUGGGAGGCAACAGCAGCUCACGCCACGUUUCUUUCGAGGAGCGGGUUACAUUCGUGAAGGGCAUUCGGCUUUCAGAACGAGUGAUUGAUCGCAUGAAGGAGUCUCCACCCGUGGUUUGCCCUCAAGCUACAACCAAACCAUGUACCCAGUCAAUGACAACACCUCCUGUAGCUCCUCCGGUUGAGCAGUUGGUUCCAGGUGAAUAUCAUAAACCCAUAAUCUCUUAUCCUCCCUCGUAUGCCAGUACUUUGGUUCCUCCUCCUGUUUCAGAGCCAGUGACACCUUUUGUGCCUUUAGUACCUGUGACUGAGAAAACAUCUGCACCACCUUCACCUGUAGAGUCACCUGAGGCUCUUCCAGUUUCUCCAGCUGCUCAACCAGCAUCUGGUAAGCCUGUGGACUUACCUGUCGAUCCCGAGACUUCACCUUCCCCAAUCUCCAUACCUGCUCCCAUUCAAUCUGUCUUGGAGGAGUCUGCGGUUUCACAAUCUGGGUCUGCUUCAUCUGUGGUUUUGCCUGAAGAAAUGCCUUCCAAGACACAAAUGGGUCCAAUUUCCACUGGAGAACCUAAGGUUCCUCAUCUUUCACAGGUUGAGGAACCUGUUGAAGCUUCAUUAAUUGACCAACUUAAAGCCUUUCCACCACAAACAUGUGUUGUGAAUGAGGAAAAGCUCAAAAAUCAGAUCAGAGAAGAUCUCCAGAAGAAUCUACUGAAUGAGGAGAUGAAGACGGCAGAGCGUAACAUUCAACAACAGCUGGAGGAAGAAAAAGCUAAGGCGAAGGUCCAGGCUCAAUCUGCAGCCCGACUUCAGAUUCAGGAUGAGGUCCAGAAGCUUCUGGAAGAGAAGGCAUUAGCAGAUGCCAUUAGAAGGGAGCAGCUGAACGUUCAGGAUGAGCGUCUCAUAGCUCAAUAUUAUUGGAUGGAGAAGAAGGCUCAGAAGCUGGAGGAGAUGCAGAAAGAUCUGAAAAAUCAGGACAAUGUAUUUCGGGAGCAGAUCGCCAAGAUGCAGAAAAAGAUGGUUCAGUUCACAAAAGUUACGUCUGAAAAUUACAAGAAGGGCUUUGAGGACACGCACAACCGCUUCAGGCGAUACCAAAUCAAACCAGUGUGUUCAGAUCUACAGAGUCAGAUAUUGAAGUGUUACGCUGAGAAUAAAGGUCAAACUAUGAGCUGUUCCAACAUCGCAUCACUGUACAUUCAGUGCGUGGACCGUGCCAGACAGGGUAAAAAGCUGAGCACCUGAGGUUAGCUUAUAUACCGAAAGUCAGAUCUACAGUCUCAUGGUGAACAUCACAGCAAACGCACACAUCUAAACCAAUCCUAAAACUACUAGUUUAACUGUUUAUAGCGUACUAUACAUUUUAUGCAUUUUCUGAAAUAUGAGCCAUGAUUUCUGAAAUAUGAGCCAUAAUGGUGAAUACCUUGUCAGGUUUCAGACUGUUUUAACUUUGAACUCCUAAGCUAAAUGUUAAAUGUUUUCAGGUGCUGUUGAGUGCUUUGUUAGUGUGGGAGGAUGUAGUGAUUUCUUUUGUUAUCCUUUUUGUUGUAGAAUAGUCGAUGACCAAAAAGUACAAAGCGAUGCACAAUCAUAGUAACAGUUUGUCAUUUCUUUGAAAUGCCUUGGGCUAAUUUUAUGAGUAUUUUGAAUGAAUGUAAAGUAAAAUGUGUAUUAAAGGAAUAGAUCCACCAAAAAUAAAUAUGUGCUAAAA
This is a messenger RNA of Labeo rohita (rohu), 2459 nucleotides long. RefSeq names its product coiled-coil-helix-coiled-coil-helix domain containing 3b (gene chchd3b). The transcript has 10 exons. The record is from RefSeq and is a predicted model, not a curated record. Gene Ontology annotation, cellular component: MICOS complex; mitochondrion. The coding region runs from base 749 to 1993 and encodes 414 amino acids. NCBI's taxonomy places the organism in Eukaryota, Metazoa, Chordata, Actinopteri, Cypriniformes, Cyprinidae. Gene Ontology annotation, biological process: inner mitochondrial membrane organization.